CUAGAUUGGAUAAUCAGCGAUAGAUCCGAACUUGGUAAGUGGAGAGAGAGAUUGGGUUCUGGUUUUGGUCUCCUCGGUCAAAAGAGAACACGCAAACCAGCCAACCCUUCACACAACGCAAACGUGUGUGCGCGCGUAGUCGGUGUGUGCUUCUCCCUCACCCCCAGACCCUAAUCGCCACAGCUUCGAAUCGAUUAUAUGACCGAUUACUGUUGGGGCCAGCAUGCGCUAGCUUCCUUGUCGAUUAUCAAGUUGCUGAUUCUGCUGAUUCAUUUCGUGCUGAAUUAUUGGAUUUGAAGUCAUGGAUUUGGAUUUGGUAUCAAGUGUCAAGGAAAAAUUGACAUAUUUUCGUAUAAAAGAGCUCAAAGAUGUGCUCUCUCAGUUAGGACUUUCCAAGCAGGGAAAGAAGCAGGAUCUUUUGGAGCGCAUAUUAUCCAUUCUCUCUGAUGAUCAAGUUUCCAAAAUGUGGGCUAAGAAGAAUGCUCUUGGGAAAGAACAGGUGGCCAAAUUAGUGGACGAUACAUACAGAAAAAUGCAGCCGAUAUCUGGGGCCACUGAUCUAGCAUCGAAGGGACAGGGUGCGUCAGAUAGUAGUAACGUGAAAGUUAAAGCUGAAAUUGACGAUUCCUUUCAAUCGGAUGCUAAGAUUCGCUGUCUCUGUGGAAAAACAUUGGAAACAGAGGAUUUGGUCAAGUGCGAUGAUGAAAAAUGCCAUGUGUGGCAACACAUCAGUUGCGUUAUUAUUCCAGAGAAACCUAUGGAAGGCAUCCCACCAGUACCUGAUAAGUUUUAUUGUGAAAUCUGUCGACUCAGUCGUGCAGACCCGUUUUGGGUUUCAAAGGCGCAUCCUCUGUUUCCAGUAAAGCUGACCAUAACCAGUAAUCCGACUGAUGGAUCCAACCCAGUGCAGAGUGUGGAGAAAACAUUUCAACUUACAAGAACAGAGAAGGACCUUGUGUCAAAACCGGAAUUCGAUGUUGAGGCUUGGUGUAUGCUUCUAAACGACAAGGUUCCAUUCAGGAUGCAUUGGCCACAAUUCACAGACCUACAGGUCAAUGGUGUUCCGGUUCGUGCAAUUAACAGACCUGGUUCACAAUUGCUUGGGACUAAUGGUCGUGAUGAUGGUCCAAUUAUCACGCCAUAUACAAAGGACGGAAUUAAUAAGAUUUCCUUAACAGUAUGUGAUGCUCGCAUUUUUUGUUUAGGGGUUCGUAUUGUUGAAAGGCGCAGCAUGCAACAGAUCCUAAACAUGAUUCCAAAGGAAUCUGAUGGUGAGUGUUUUGAAGAUGCUCUUGCACGUGUCUCUCGUUGUGUUGGUGGUGGAAAUGCAGCUGAUAAAGCUGAUAGUGAUAGUGAUUUGGAAGUGGUUUCAGAUACUUUCAGCAUUAAUCUUCGCUGUCCAAUGAGCGGUUCAAGAAUGAAGAUUGCUGGAAGAUUCAAACCUUGCAUUCACAUGGGUUGCUUUGAUCUUGAAGUUUUUGUGGAAAUGAAUCAACGGUCAAGGAAGUGGCAAUGUCCCAUAUGUCUCAAAAACUAUGCAUUGGAGAAUAUCAUCAUUGACCCUUAUUUCAACCGCAUCACUUCUAAGAUGAUAAAUUGUGGUGAAGAAGUUACAGAGGUUGAGGUGAAGCCUGAUGGUUCUUGGCGUGUCAAGGCAAAGAGUGAAAGUGAACGUCUGGAUUUAGGGAAUCUUGCACAAUGGCACUUUCCUGAUGGAUCCCUGUGUUUUUCUACCGAUGGAGAUGUCAAAAGAGUAGAAACAUUGAAGCAGGUCAAACAGGAAGGUGUUUCGGACAGUCCUAAUGGUUUAAUACUUGGCAUCAAGAAGAAUCGCAAUGGAGUUUGGGAAGUCAGCAAACCUGAGGGAACACACACCUCUUCUGGUAAUAAAUUAAAAGAAGUUUUUGGAAAUCAUAAACAGGUGGUUAUUCCGAUGAGCAGCAGUGCCACUGGAAGUGGCCGGGAUGGUGAUGAUCCUAGCGUAAAUCAAGGUGGGGGUGGGCAUAUUGAUUAUUCUACUACCAAUGGGAUUGAGAUGGAUUCUCUGUGUCUCAAUAAUGUUGAUUUAGCAUAUGGAUACACUGCCCAUAGCACUUCUGCUCAGGUGGGUGAUGCAGAAGUUAUUAUUCUUAGUGAUUCUGAUGAAGACAAUGACAUAUUGGUAUCUCCUCCAAUUGCAUAUAAGAACAACCAAAAUGAUGCUGCUGGAAAUGAUUACUCUGUGCCUCCGCCUGGAAUCGUUGAUUCAUAUACUGAAGAUCAGAUUGGUGGAAAUUCAUGCUUGGGGCUUUUUCCUAGUGAAGAUGAUUUUGGGAUACAUUCCCUGUGGUCUUUGCCUUCUUCUACUCAGGCUGGUCCCAGUUUCCAAUUAUUUGGUUCGGAUGCAGAUGUGUCAGAUGCAUUGGUCCAUCUGCAGCAUGGUCCUAUUAAUUGCUCCUCCUCAUUGAAUGGUUAUCCGUUGGCUCCCGAUACUGCUUUGGGACCUAGUAGUCUCUUACCUAAUUCCUCUGCUGGUCGGUCUGAUGCUGACUUAAAUGGUGGUUUGGUUGACAAUCCAUUGGCAUUUGCUGGAGAUGAUCCCUCGCUUAAGAUUUUUCUACCCACAAGACCUGCAGAAUCAUCUAUGCAGAAUGAAUUGAGAGAUCAGGCAGAUGUGUCUAACGGUGACUGCUCUGGAGAUUGGAUAUCCCUUAGCCUCGGAGGUGGCGCUGGCGCUGGUGGCAGUAAUGGCAAUGCUUCCACUCAAAAUGGGUUGAAUUCUAGACAUCAACUCCCAACUAAAGAAAGUGCCACAAAUACUUUGACCGAUACUGCUUCUUUGCUUCUUGGUAUGAAUGAUGUUAGAUCUGACAAAGCAAGUAGGAAAAGAUCAGAUAGUCCUUUCUCAUUUCCUCGCCAAAAACGUUCUGUAAGGCCGCGGUUGUACCUUUCUAUUGAUUCAGAUUCGGAGUAAAGGUGUCAGGCCUUGUGUCUCAAGAACUUUAGGUACUCUUCUUAACACCAGAUUUUGUUAUAAAUUAAAGGGAGGCAUUUUUGGUCCUCGUGAAAUGGCAGUUCAUGUGGUCUGAGGCAUCUCUGGUGGAACAGAGCUACAAAUUUGCCCUGCUAAAAUGCUUGCACACCUAUUGGCAAUUGUGUUGGCUGUAUAAGAUUCUCAAUUUUUUAUGCUUGAUAUUUAAGUUGCCCUUAUGAUAGAUGUUAACAGGUUAAGCCUAAGCUUUUAUUUCCUUCAAUUUUCAAUGAGGAUCUGCUGGUGUUUAGUGCUGGUUCAUUGUACAGUUGGUCAUUCAAAUCUGGUAGUUCAAACUUUUUAAGUUUGUGGGAAGUUUCCCUUGGGAAUAUUAUAUAUAGCAUUUUUUGUCUCUGCUGAGAGCAAAUAACCUGUAAAUGCUUAGCCAUCGGAUUCAAUAGUGAAAUCAAAAACAUUUUUUUUUCUUAAUCA
Gastrolobium bilobum is the source of this 3442-nucleotide messenger RNA. Its product is annotated as E3 SUMO-protein ligase SIZ1-like. Bases 302 to 2953 code for a protein of 883 amino acids. The transcript has 17 exons. Gene Ontology annotation, biological process: protein sumoylation. The record is from RefSeq and is a predicted model, not a curated record. Lineage: Eukaryota; Viridiplantae; Streptophyta; Magnoliopsida; Fabales; Fabaceae. Gene Ontology annotation, molecular function: zinc ion binding; SUMO ligase activity.